Molecule: messenger RNA, 2339 nt
Organism: Helicoverpa armigera (cotton bollworm)
Lineage: Eukaryota; Metazoa; Arthropoda; Insecta; Lepidoptera; Noctuidae
Gene: gwl
Product: greatwall
Exons: 12
Coding region: 103-2118 (671 amino acids)
Biological process (GO): peptidyl-serine phosphorylation; intracellular signal transduction
Molecular function (GO): protein serine/threonine kinase activity; ATP binding
Source: RefSeq, a predicted model, not a curated record
CAAAUUCAUCCGACGUUGGAGGAUUCGAAAUCGUGCGCCGUGGAGAUUUGUUCGUAUCAUGUUAUUAUUUGUGUGGCUAAUUUAGUAAAUUAAAUCACCACUAUGGCUACAAACGAUUCAAAUGUAGAAGAUGAUGCUUCAUGUCACACUAUUUUGGAUAAAAUCAAUUCAAUAAACGACACUGUUGUCACCAAGGCACCAGAUAUUAAUGAUUUCACCAUCAUUAAACCUAUUAGCCGUGGCGCUUUCGGUAAAGUUUUCUUAGCACACAAAAAGAGCAAUAAGGAUCAGCUGUAUGCCAUCAAAGUUAUGAAAAAGUCGGAUAUGAUCAACAAAAAUAUGGUCACGCAAGUUGUAACUGAGAGAAAUGCUUUGGCACUCUCAAGAAGCCCUUUUUGUGUCCAUUUAUUUUAUUCUUUGCAGUCAACUUCAUCUAUAUACCUGGUGAUGGAGUACAUGGUUGGUGGUGAUUUAAAAUCAUUGCUUGGUGUUUAUGGGUUUUUAGAAGAAUCUAUGGCAGUUUUUUAUGUAGCAGAAGUCACUCUUGCAUUGGACUACUUGCACAAACACAACAUUGUACAUAGAGACCUGAAACCAGAUAACAUGCUCAUCUCCAGAUCAGGCCAUGUAAAACUUACUGAUUUUGGUUUGUCCAAAAUUGAAGUUAAUAGAGAUUUGGAGAUAUCAGAUUUUGUGAACUGCACCCCCAGCCUGAACAUGAGAACACCAGGCCAGCUGCUGUCACUCACAUCUCACUUGUCCUUUGGCUCCGGAGAGAACAGCACACACAACUCUGUCAUGUCUACAGAUGCUUGUGAGAACCUUCUUGAUGAGCUUAAAGAGACCAGCAAACUGAGAAACCUUUUUGAUGGAGUCAGUGGGUUAGAAUGCUCACCAUUAUUGAAUCAAUCACAGAUGUCAGGGAUACAUCCAUUUAUGAGUGCGGAAAGCAUUAAUUUCGAAAAUUCUCAAGACUCAGGCUCAUAUCACACUUGUGAAAGUUCAAAGAACAGUUCGAACUCUAGAAGUAACAAAUCUACAGACCCAAGUAGCAACAGUUCAGUGGGAGAGUCCACUAUGCUGUCUGAUUCACAGCAUGAUCAGUCCACUUCACCUCUGUGUAGGGGACAUUCCUUGAAGAGAAUACCCAGUUUCAGAGCCAAAAAAAGAAAGAGGAUUUUGGAUUGUGAUGGUGACACCCCUACAGGUGUUACAAGCCUUUUGGAGUCUAAAGAAAAUCACAGUGGCCUUACACAAGAAAUUAUGGCGUUAGAAUUGAGUCAGAACACACCUAAACGAAUGUCCAUACACCCUACGCCGGACAAACGCAAAAAUCCUAUAAAGGGUGUGUUAAAGAAACGAUGGGUAUCGCAAAAUGAUAGCCACCAUUUCAAUGUAGGAGUAAUUUUUUCUACGCCCGUAUCAAACAAGUCGCCGGAAACAAAGAAGAAAGAAACACGUUUCAAUCUUCCCAAAGAAGAUCACCCACCAUCGGGGACCAAGGAAAAAACUAUAAUGUUUGGCAAACAUGUUUCAACAAGCUUAGAAAUAUUUCCUACUAGGAGGUUAAGUAAGGGCGAAGGAAGUCGGUCGCCUACAGAUUUGUGUAGGACUCCGCUAGCCACCGCUCAUACGCCAUACAGGACGCCGAAGAGUGUGCGGCGAGGCAACUUAGUUUCAGACCAAAGGAUUUUAGGAACUCCUGAUUAUUUAGCACCUGAGUUACUUUUGAGAAAGGGCCACGGUCCUGCAGUGGACUGGUGGGCGCUGGGAGUAUGUUUGUACGAGUUCAUGACAGGAGUUCCGCCUUUCAAUGAUGAAACACCACAAGCAGUCUUCAAGAACAUACUGUCACGAAACAUCGAAUGGCCAGAAGACGACGAAGCACUAUCCCCGGAGGCAGUGAGUGCGAUCGAGGCGUUACUCACUAUGGAGCCGGCAGCGCGGCCGGCGGCCACAGCUGUGAAAGAAAUGCCUAUAUUCCGCAACAUCGACUGGGACAACCAACUCAAUGUGGAGCCGCCCUUCGUACCUACCCUCGAUGAUGUACACGAUACUGGCUACUUUCAAGCUCGCAAUAUCCUGCAACAUUUGCAUGUUUCGAACUUCGACAUGUAACAGGAGGUAACUGUAGGUAGACAUAUUACUCAAUAUUUAAACAAAUGUAUUCGUAGAUAAUGUGAUAUGUAGUGCGUAUAAUCGAUUUUAAUAUUGUGAUUAUUAUAGCAAAUUUUUUACUUACAAUAAUGUACUAAUCAAAACCAUAUAUUUAAAGACUGAAUUUAUGAACUGUAUGCCAUUUCAUUAAUUACUAUUUAAGCGAUUUUUCAUAGGUAAUG